Molecule: messenger RNA, 1218 nt
Organism: Lonchura striata (white-rumped munia)
Lineage: Eukaryota; Metazoa; Chordata; Aves; Passeriformes; Estrildidae
Gene: MDK
Product: midkine
Molecular function (GO): growth factor activity
Source: RefSeq, a predicted model, not a curated record
GGGCCGCUGUGCUGCGCGGGGCUCCGCACGCGGCCGCCACACAAAGGCAGCAGCAGCAGCUCCGCGCCGCUCCGCAGGAUGCAAGUUCGGAGUCUCUUCCUCCUCCUGGCACUGAUCCUGGUGGCUGCAACCACCGAGGCUGGCAAGAACAAGAAAGAAAAGGCAAAGAAGGAUGGCUCCAAGUGCGAGGACUGGCGCUGGGGACCCUGUGUUCCCAACAGUAAGGACUGUGGUCUGGGCUACCGCGAGGGAACUUGCAAAGAUGAGAGUAAGAAGCUCAAGUGCAAGAUCCCUUGCAACUGGAAAAAGAAAUUUGGAGCCGACUGCAAGUACAAGUUUGAGAGCUGGGGAGGCUGUAGUGCUCAGACAGGCCUGAAGACUCGCUCUGGCAUCCUGAAGAAAGCCCUGUACAAUGCCCAAUGUGAGGAGACUGUCUAUGUGACCAAGCCCUGCUCCUCCAAGAUCAAGUCGAAGUCCAAAGCAAAGAAGGGCAAGGGGAAGGACUAGAGCAGAAAACCAGCAUCCUCAUCGGGCCCUCAACAUGGUGCCUACAGGACUGGAUGUCCAGCUGCAGCUGGCCCACACUACGGUCUUCCUCCUCUUCUCCUUACUACUUUCCAUGACCUCCUCUUUCACUGCGAUGCCUUGCUUUAAUCAUUAGUGUUGUAGAGAGCAAACCCACCCACCCUGCAGGAUAGGCUGCCUCCUUCCUUGCUGCCCCAUGGGCACUACCGGUGCAUCCUGCUCACCUCCUCUGGGCUGGUAUUGGGUUCACUGGGAUAUGCUCAGAGAGCUGGGAUGGAACACACAUUUUUCCAAUCUCCAGCUCAAGUGAGUUGCCUUUAGCACAUCCUUUUGCAAGCCCAGGACCCUCCUUGCUCCUCCACCAGGUACUAGUGCCAGAGGGAAUGGCUGGGUGUUGAAUGCCUGAGUAACCCCAUCACUGAAGUUUCUCACUCAAGGACUGCUCUGACCUCAGGGGAUUUAUUUCAGUACCCCUUUGGCUGGGGCAUGACUUACCUGCAGCAGCUGAGGAAAACACAGCCAUCACCCUGAGAAGCAGCUGUGUCUCCUCUCUGUACUUCUAACCAUGUGUCCAUGCUGGGGCUGCAGCCCCUCUGCCUUUGCCAUGCCAACACCAGUGCUGGGUGGGAGCUCUCCUUUUGGAAUUUUUCUUUUUCUUUUUCUUUUCCAAUAAAAAUCUUUUAUAAAAAAGUA